Messenger RNA from Daucus carota subsp. sativus, 4721 nucleotides. Its product is annotated as pleiotropic drug resistance protein 1. Gene Ontology annotation, molecular function: ATP binding; ABC-type transporter activity; ATP hydrolysis activity. Lineage: Eukaryota; Viridiplantae; Streptophyta; Magnoliopsida; Apiales; Apiaceae. Bases 207 to 4502 code for a protein of 1431 amino acids. The record is from RefSeq and is a predicted model, not a curated record. Gene Ontology annotation, cellular component: membrane. The transcript is spliced from 23 exons.
AAACAGAGUCAAGCUAGAGAUCUUAAUACACUUUAGCAUUCUAAUUCUUUUACAUGUUUACUUUCUUUUAACCAUUUCUGUUUUUACAAUUCAGUUCACCGUUCAUACAUAAUGAAUGAAUCACUAGAAUAGAAGUGUGUGUAUAAAAACAUCCUCUGCAGUUGCAUGCAAAGCUAGAAUUUUUCUUACAAUUCAGCUGCUGCAGAAUGGAUGAGAUUAGUCUUUUUCCAACCAGUUCAAGCAUUAGAUAUAGCAGGAAAAAAAGUGCUGCUGGGAGUUUAAGGGCUACUAGCUCUUCAAUAUGGAGGGACAAAGGCAUGGACAUUUUUUCGAAAUCUUCAGUCAGAGAGGAAGAUGAUGAGGAGGCUCUCAAAUGGGCUUCUCUGGAGAAGCUUCCGACUUUCGAUAGAUUGAAGAAAGGCCUGUUGUUUGGAUCACAAGGGGUUGGUUUUAGUGAAGUUGAUAUUGAUAAUCUUGGGUAUGAUGAUAGGAGGAAACUUGUGGACAGGCUUGUUAGGGUUGCUGAAGAAGAUAAUGAGAAGUUCUUGCUGAAGCUCAAGAAUAGAAUUGACGCAGUUGGGAUUGAUUUGCCCACAAUAGAAGUUAGAUUUGAGAAUUUAAACAUUGAAGCACAAGUUCAUGUAGGGAGCAGAGCUUUGCCUUCUUUUGUGAACUUCAAUCUUGGAAUUGUUGAGGGUUUUCUAAACACUCUGAAAAUACUUCCAAGCAGCAAGAAGCAACUAAAUAUUCUUCAAGAUGUUAGUGGUAUCCUCAAGCCUGGCAGAAUGACAUUGCUUUUAGGUCCUCCGAGUUCUGGGAAGACUACAUUGUUGCUUGCUUUGGCUGGGAAGCUUGAUUCCGACUUGAAGGUCUCCGGAAGAGUGACUUACAACGGACAUGAAAUGAGAGAGUUUGUGCCCCAGAGAACAGCUGCCUAUAUUAGCCAAAAUGAUUUACAUAUAGGAGAAAUGACUGUGAGAGAAACUCUGGCUUUUUCAGCAAGAUGCCAGGGGGUAGGCUCGCGCUAUGAAAUGCUGAUGGAGCUGUCUAGGAGAGAAAAAGAAGCAAAUAUUAAGCCUGAUCCUGAUAUCGACAUCUUCAUGAAGGCAGCAGCAACAGUUGGCCAAGAGACUAGUGUGGUGACAGAUUACGUCUUAAAGAUUUUAGGACUUGAUAUCUGUGCAGAUACAUUGGUAGGUGAUAACAUGAUUCGAGGUAUAUCUGGUGGACAGCGAAAACGUGUCACAACAGGUGAAAUGUUGGUUGGACCAUCAAGGGCUCUUUUUAUGGAUGAGAUAUCUACUGGUUUAGACAGUUCAACAACUUUUCAGAUUGUCAAUUCACUUAAGCACAGUGUCCACAUACUGCAAGGAACUGCUCUAAUAUCUCUUCUGCAGCCUGCCCCUGAAACUUAUGACUUGUUCGAUGAAAUCAUGCUUCUGACAGAUGGCCAAAUAGUGUAUCAGGGUCCUCGGGAACAUAUUCUUGAAUUUUUUGAAACCAUGGGUUUCAAAUGUCCUGAAAGAAAAGGUGUUGCUGAUUUUUUGCAAGAGGUGACAUCAAAAAAGGACCAGAAACAGUACUGGCUAAACAAAGAUGAGCCGUACAGAUUUGUGACAGCCAAAGAAUUUUCUGAGGCUUUCCAGUCAUUUCAUGUUGGAAUCGAAGUGGGAGAUGCUCUUGCAACCUCGUUUGACAAGAGCAAAAACCAUCCAGCUGCAUUGACAACUGAAACGUAUGGUGUUAACAAGAAGGAGCUUGUGAAAGCUUUGACUGCAAGAGAGAUUUUGCUGAUCAAGAGAAAUUCAUUUGUUUACGUAUUUAGAUUGGCCCAACUUAGCAUAAUGGCAAUGAUUUACAUGACAGUGUUCUUCAGAACUGAAUUAGACCAUGACACAGUUAUUGAUGGAGGAUUAUACAUGGGUGCUCUAUUUUUUGCUGUGAUGAUGAUUGUCCUGAAUGGAAUGGCUGAGCUAAGCGUGGUGAUAGGCAAGCUUCCGGUUUUUUACAAACAAAGGGACCUUCUAUUUUUUCCUCCAUGGUCUUAUGCUCUUCCAUCAUGGAUUGUCAAAAUACCCAUAACAUUGCUAGAAGUCGGAUUCUGGGUAGCCAUUAGUUACUAUGUUAUUGGAUUUGAUCCAAAUGUUGGAAGAUUCAUUAAACAUUUCCUAGUACUCGUGCUCAUAGGUCAGGUAGCUUCCGCAUUGUUCCAGACUACAGGGGCAGUUGGUAGGAAUAUGGUUCUUGCUAACACAUAUGGCGGAUUUGUCUUUCUUGUCAUUCUAGUGCUUGGUGGAUUUAUGCUUACACGAGGGGACAUAGGAGACUGGUGGAUAUGGGCUUACUAUAUUUCACCAGUUAUGUACGCGAUGAAUUCAAUUUCAGUAAACGAAUUCCUGGGGCAUAAGUGGAGCCAUUUAACUGGAAAUGGUACUGAGACGCUGGGAGUCGCAGUCUUAAAGUCUAAAGGGUUCUUCCCACAUACACGCUGGUACUGGAUAGGGAUCGGAGCACUGACUAUAAGCGUUGUUUUACUCAAUCUAACCUACACACUGGCACUUGCUGUUCUUAACCCUUUGGGAAAACUUCGUGCUGUUGUUGUGGAGGCGGGAAAUACUGAACAAGAUGGGACUGAAUUAUCAGAAUCGACCAAUCAGAACCAGAAAAAGGGAAUGAUUCUUCCGUUUGAACCAUAUUCCCUUACUUUUGAUGAUAUCAAAUAUUCUGUUGACAUGCCAAAGGAAAUGAAGGAGCAAGGGGUUGGUGAAGAUAAAUUGUUGCUUCUGAAGGGAGUAUCGGGAGCAUUCAGACCAGGUGUUCUCACAGCUCUGAUGGGGGUCAGUGGUGCUGGUAAAACAACUCUUAUGGAUGUGCUGGCGGGGAGAAAAACUGGUGGAUACAUAACGGGAGACAUUACAGUUUCAGGGUACACGAAAAAGCAGGAAACUUUUGCUCGCAUAUCUGGAUACUGUGAGCAGAAUGACAUCCACUCGCCUCAUGUAACUGUCUAUGAGUCCUUGCUCUACUCAGCCUGGCUACGAUUGCCUGUAGAAGUCGAUUCUGAGAAAAGGAAGUUGUUUGUAGAUGAAGUCCUGGAACUGGUAGAGUUGAAUUUAUUGAAGGAUGCACUUGUCGGAUUGCCUGCUGUUGAUGGUCUCUCCACUGAACAGCGCAAAAGACUCACAAUUGCAGUUGAGCUGGUAGCAAACCCCUCCAUCAUUUUCAUGGAUGAACCAACUUCAGGAUUAGAUGCAAGAGCUGCAGCAAUCGUGAUGAGAACCGUUAGAAAUACUGUGGACACCGGAAGGACAGUUGUCUGCACCAUCCAUCAGCCAAGCAUUGACAUAUUUGAAGCAUUCGAUGAGCUUUUCCUCAUGAAACGAGGAGGACAGGAGAUAUAUGUUGGACCACUGGGUCAUCGUUCUUGUGAACUAAUCCGUUACUUUGAGUCUAUUGAAGGAGUAAGUAAAAUCAAAGACGGAUAUAAUCCAGCGACCUGGAUGCUAGAGGUUACAAGCCCUGCUCAAGAAAUGGCUCUGGGGGUUGAUUUCACAGAAAUGUACAGAAAUUCUGAUUUGUAUAGGAGAAACAAAGAACUUAUUAAAGAGUUAAGCACACCUUGUCCUGGUUCAAAGGAUCUCUAUUUUCCAACUCAAUUCUCACAACCUUUUAUUACUCAAUGCGUGGCUUGCCUGUGGAAGCAACGAUGCUCUUACUGGCGAAACACAUCUUAUACUGCAGUAAGGUUCAUCUUUGCAGCAGCCAUUGCUACCGUUUUUGGGUCAAUAUUUUGGGACCUUGGUACACAAACGGAAAAGAGGCAAGAUCUCAGUAAUGCAAUGGGCUCUAUGUAUGCCGCCUGUCUCUUUCUAGGGAUCGAGAAUGCCAUGGCAGCCCAACCAGUGGUGGCCGUAGAAAGAACAGUAUUCUACAGAGAAAGGGCAGCGGGAAUGUAUUCAGCCUUGCCUUAUGCUGUUGGACAGGUUCUGGUUGAAGUACCUUACAUAAUGGCACAGGCUGGAAUUUACGGCAUUAUUGUCUAUUCAAUGAUUGGUUUCAAAUGGACAGUAGUUAAAUUCCUUUGGUAUGUAUACUUCAUGUUCUUCACAUUUCUAUACUUCACGUUUUACGGCAUGCUGUCUGUGGCUUUGACUCCCAAUGCCGACAUUGCUUCUAUUGUCGCUGCUGCAUUCUAUGCACUAUGGAAUCUCUUUUCAGGAUUCAUGAUCCCCCGGCCUAGCAUGCCUGUGUGGUGGAGAUGGUAUUCUUGGGCAUGUCCGCUUGCUUUUACCCUGUACGGAUUAAUUGCAUCUCAAUUCGGUGACAUUGAUGACAAGAUCCUUAGCGACACAAAUACGACUGUAAAGGACUAUAUUGAAGACUACUUUGGUUUUAAACAUGAAAAUGUCUGGUUAGCAGCAUCUGCAGUCGCUGGAUUUUCAAUAUUUUUCGCAUUUAUGUUUGCUUUAGGUAUAAAGACAUUAAACUUUCAAAAGAGGUAAAAUGCUGAUAGAUCCCAUACUCAAAUUUGUCUUUGAACGAUGUUAUAAACCGGAAAUAAGGAACUUCAAACUAAACAGUUUAGGUUCAGUUUAGAUUGUAUUUAGAGUUAGCUUAUAUAUUCUUUAGCCCUUCACAGUAUGUAUCAGUUUUGAACACACAAAACUCCUGAAAAAACUAUGUAAAUUGUAUGUUUGAACCUUUUCUGCAGUUUAUCUUUC